Messenger RNA from Tinamus guttatus (white-throated tinamou), 892 nucleotides. The record is from RefSeq and is a predicted model, not a curated record. NCBI's taxonomy places the organism in Eukaryota, Metazoa, Chordata, Aves, Tinamiformes, Tinamidae.
CCCCCAACAGAGGCUGCUAUUGACCCCCCUAACACACCUGACAGUGAAGCUCUGUUUACGAGACUGCGCAAUCCAAGCACAGGGGAAGCAACUCUUUACUUAUUCAAUAGUGGUGCACAGCAGCUGUUUGAAGUAAAAUGUUUUCAAGAGGAGUAUCAUUCCUGGUUUAUAGGUCAGACGGUUGAACAAGAUGGGCGUCUACUGUUUGUGACACCGAUGGAUCCCUUGUUUCUGAUACUUUAUUACCUUAUAAAGGCAUACAAAGAGAAUGGAAAGUUUCAGCCUCUGGAUCAAGUUGUGCUAGACUCUGAGUAUCCCUACUGCUCAUGGUUGCUGAAGUGUACAGAUGUUAAACAGUACAUACAUCAUGUAACAGAAGAAAAAGAGAUUGGCAGUCAGAAAUUUCACAGAUACAGUCAAGAGAAGACAUUGAAGUGGUUAAAGAAAAAGGUCAAUCAAACAGUGAAAGCACUUAAAAGCAACAAUAUAACUGUGGGUCAAAGGGUACAGUCAGCUACAUUUAUCAGCGGUAACCCAAACCCGGAUUCUGAGGAAGACUAUGUACGGUAUGCCCAUGGGUUAAUAUCGGAAUAUAUUCCUGAGGAUCUGAGUAAGGAGUUGUCAAAGUUCUUAGAGCUUCCAGAACUCAAAAGCCCAGUACUGGAGCCACAACCGAAGAAAAGGAAAUUAUCAGAUGUCCCCGUGGAAGCAGAAGAAGACUAUACUAAGUUUAACAGCAGCAGCAAUCCGAAAAACAAAAAGGCGAACAGCAAGAUGUCUGCAGCUCAGAAGGCUCUGGCCAAAGUUGAUAAGAGUGGAAUGAAAUCCAUUUCUGCGUUUUUUAGCUCCAAAACAAAGGCGUCAAAAUAAACACUUGCUCCUGAAACAGUUU